AGUCUAACUCUAUGCUCCUGAGGAAGCAAAACUACUUUUCUCUGCAUCCCAGGACACAGUCCUCUUAGGAGAGGGUGCGAUUUUUUGAACUAACUGAUUCUACUAUGUUAACUGGGGAAUGGUCAUCUUACCCUUUCCCUCCUGGGUGACUUUGUAGCCACCAAGACCACAAACUAUAUUUGUACUGGUCCAUCCCCUGCUCUUCUCACUGGAAAUCCUUCAGUGGACAAAUGGGGAGAAGACACAGGUUAUUUCCAAAAGCAUCCUUAGUCCAGGUUCCUCCAAAAGGUCUCUGUUACCACAGCAAGUCAGUGCUAUUGCCGUGCCCACCUCAUCGCAUAGCACCACUGUGGGAAAGAGACCACCUUCCCAGAGCUGAGAAGAGUACCAAAUUCAAUGACCAGUCCAGCUCCACCCAAUUACCACUUCAUCCUCAUAGAAGAACUGCAACCUUACCUUGGCUCAAGCAUCCAGCCACAAAUUCUGUGCCGUUGCCGUACCUGAAAUACCAGGGUACAACUAAACCAUCUCCAUGCCCGUGCCAUCCGGACCCCUCUGUCUUGUCUCUACCUAACUCCAAAUUCAGGGAAAGGGCAAAUGUAGCCCUAGGAACACCUUCUAUAUGUGUUAAAACUCCGCUUCACCCAAAACACAAAGCGGAGACUCCUGUAGCCCUCGAACACUUCCCCACUAUCUUACGGAGCCAGAAAUGUCAGAAAGAGGAGCCGCCACAUCUCAGACAGAAGCAAUCACCUGUCCCAUUCCCUGAGCACAGGUCCGAAGAGUGGCCUCAUCUCAAACAGCAGCCACCCCAUCUCAAAUACAAUCCUCGCUACCAGGCUGAAGAGCUGUCACAGCACAGACAGAAGUUCCCUUCGUCACCACCAAUCCUCACCCACCAGCUGGAGACGACGUCACUGAUGGACCAUAAGACCAAGGCAAUGGGUGAACCUUCCGUGUUCUCUGACCCUCAGGCCAGUGCCAGACCUGCCCCAGUGAGUUCCAGUCACUCCACAGAAGCAGCUCAGAAUCAUAAGCACCAAGUCAGAAUUCUAACUUUUAUGUUAGGCGGGGGAGGAACCAACCUCUUGCCCAAAUGUCUAAUUUUAGAAUCACCUUGUAAGAACCACAAUUCUAAGACAGAUAUAGUUUUGGAAAAAGCAUCAGACCUUGAUUAUUUGGUCAACGAGGCUUCCAGACAUCCUGGCCUUGCCUUCAGGGAAACUGCUUUACCUUUCCUAAGCCUCAACCAGCAGUCUAGAACCUGGGUUUCACCUUCAUCCCGGCCCAAAUAUGUCAGCAGGAGCACAAGCACAGAAGCCCCCUGGCCUCAAUUCAAUGCGAUGUUCACAAACAUUAUAUCACCAGAUCCCAACCACCAGGCCAGGGUAACCAUGAUACAGUCACGAGGCUUCAUCCUGAGCACCAGAGCAGCCUCUGAUCCUUCCUUGUCCCUGGGAACCCGGGGGACCUCUGGGCCCUUCCAAUGCCCUGAACAUGCAGUUGAGGCUUCACUAGGCCCUGAUUACAAUGUCAAGGAUACCACUGGGCCACCAUCACAUUCUGAGCACAAAGUUAAAAUACCUCCCCCAGGAGUUGAUCACUUCAAUGAGGUCUCACCGGAUUUAAGUCAUCAGGCAACAAUUUCGAUGGGCCCUGAACGAAGAACUUCACCUUCAGUCGUCUUGAGCAGUGGGCCUACAGCAACAUCUAGAUCAAAGACCCAAGUCAAAACACCAUCGUUCCCUCCCAUCAACCAGAUCGAAUCCCUACCUUGUCCUAGGCUUUCGGGUAGGGAUUCACUGACACUAGAGUAUAAGUCCCGAGGCCCAGCUGGUGUUGGCCAGCAAGUUGAGGUUCCAGUAGACCCUGAUAACCAAGUCACCCCAUCACUCUGCCCUGAGCAACAAGCUAGGUCUAUGUGGAGCCCAGACUGCCAAACCUCAGUGACACUAAGCCUCGACGACCACACACAAUUACUAAAUAUUUUUGACCAUCAAGAGAAAGAACCACCGGCCUCAGACACCCAGGACAAUCAUGAAUUAGGUGGUCCUCAGUACCAGACUCAAACUGCACCAGGCCCUCAUGAGAUCAUACCUCCAGUAAGUGAUAAAACCAAGGCCAUACCUCCACUCGGUCACACAACCGAGACUGAAUCACAGGCUAAGAAAGCCAUUCAACCAGCAAGCCCUCCCAAACAAGCAAUACCUCAAUUAUGCCCAGAUUAUUGGAUGAUUCCUCCUCAAACCAUUGCAGAUCGUAUGAGGGAGACUAUGCCAGACACAAGUGCCCAGGUGACCCCAUAUCAAACAGAAGUAGACUUCAGGAAAACAAUGCCACAGGAUCCAGACCAUCAGUCCACAACUCUCCCAUGCCAAGAUGAUGGUGCAGCACCUUCACAGGGCAUAGACUGCCAGGUAAUAACUCCACCAUGUCAGGAAGACACUGAGACAUCUUCACUGGGCAUAGACCACCAGGUCAUAACUCCACCAGGGCUAGAUGACAAUGAGAAAACUUCACUGGGCAUAGGCCACCAGGUCAUAAUUUCAUCAGGGCAGGGUGAUGACAGUGAGAUACCUUCACUGGGCAUAGACCACCAGGUCAUAAGCCCACCAGGGCAGGAUGACAGUGAGACACCUUCAUUGGGCAUAGACCACCAGGAUAUAACUCCACCAGGGCAGGAUGAUAACAGUGAGAUACCUUCACUGGGCAUAGACCACCAGGUCAUAGGCCCACCAGGGCAGGAUGACAGUGAGACACCUUCACUGGGCAUAGACCACCAGGUCAAAACUCCAUCAGUGCCAGAUGACAACAGUGAGAUACCCUCACUGGGCCUAGACCACCAGGUCAUAACUCCACCAUGGCAGUAUGACAGUGAGACACCCUCACUGGACAUAGACCACCAGGACAUAACUCCACCAUGGCAGAAUGACAGUGAGACAUCUUCACUGGGCAUAGACCACCAGGUCAAAACUCCAUCAGUGCCAGAUGACAACAGUGAGAUACCCUCACUGGGCCUAGACCACCAGGUCAUAACUCCACCAUGGCAGUAUGACAGUGAGACACCUUCGCUGGACAUAGACCACCAGGACAUAACUCCACCAGGGCAGGAUGAUGACAGUGAGACACCUUCACUGGGCACAGACCACCAGAUCAUAAGCCCACCAUGGCAGGAUGACAGUGAGACACCUUCACUGGGCAUAGGCCCCCAGGUCAUAACUCCAUCAGGGCAGGAUGACAACAGUGAGAUGCCUUCAUUAGGCAUAGACCACCAGAUCAUAAGCCCACCAUGGCAGGAUGACAGUGAGGCACCUUCACUGGGCAUAGGCCACCAGGUCAGUGAGACAUCUUCACUGGGCAUAGACCACCAGGUCAUAAGCCUAUCAGGGCAGGAUGACAGUGAGACAACUUCACUGGGCAUAGACCGCCAGGUCAGUGAGACACCUUCACUGGGCAUAGACCACCAGGUCAUAAGCCCACCAGGGCAGGAUGACAGUGAGACACCUUUACUGGGCAUAGACCAUCAGGACAUAACUCCACUAGGAAAGGAAGACAACAGUGAGACACCUCCACUGGGCAUAGACUGCCCAGUUAUAAGCCCACCAGUACAGGAUGACAACAGUGAGACACCUUCACUGGGCAUAAACCACCAGGUCAUAACUCCACCAAGGCAGGAAGACACUAAGACACCUUCACUGGGCAUAGAAUACCAGGUCAUAACUCCACCAAGGCAGGAUGGCAGUGAGACACCUUCACUGAGCAUAGACCACCAGGUCAUAAUGCCAACAAGGCAGAAUGACAGUGAGACACCUUCACUAGGCAUAGACCACCAGGUCAUAACUCCACCAAGGCAGGAUGACAGUGAAACACCUUCCCUGGGCAUAGACCACCAGGUCAUAACUCCACCAGGGCAGGAUGACAGUGAAAUACUUUCACUGGGCAUGGACCACCAAGUCACAACACCACCAUGCCAGGAUGAUGGUGCAGUUCCUUCACAGGACAUAGACCAUGAGGUAACAGCUCUACCUGACUCUGAUCACCUUACCAUAGCUACACCAAACCUCAAAUUAGGGGCUGUACUGGAGCCCAGUGAGCAUGUAGAGGUCACACCUCUACAUGACCUAGACCAUGAAGCAAACACGUCAGUGAGACCCGAGUACCAAAAUACAACUUCAUUUGGUCAUAACAACCAGGUUGAAAUUGGAUCAGACACCAACAACAACCAGAGCACACUUCCAGCAGGCAAGGAUGAUCAAGUUAUACCUUUUCUCAUGCCUAAAAAAAAGACUAUUCCUUUGUCCACUCUCAACCACCAGAAGGAUGCUCCAGCAGACCAUGGCCACUGCCAGGUUAAGGCUUCAAUGACUUCUUACCACAAAGAUAAGGCUCAGUCCGGGUUCCAGAAUCAGAUUGUAAAAAAGAGAGAAAUCCCAUGGCAUUUGAAGUACAUCAAACCAUACACCAUCGAGGGCAGGGACAACGUCUCUUCUAGAACCGUACGUGCCAUCAUCAAUUCCAUCCCUGAGGAGAAAAUAAAAAGGGACAUAUGUAAACAGAUCCUCUUUCGGCUAAUGAAGGAAAGUCCCCGUCAGAAGCCUGGUGAAUGCAUGUCAACCAGUUAUUCAAUCUGCUUAGAGUGUGCCUCCUGGGUCCCAAAUGGCUGUCUCCAUGACAAGAGAACAAAACGCCAAUUUGAAGCAGAGAUGUUGGCCAUACCAAUGCCUCUGCCAGGCUCUGAAGAGGAGAUGGGCUUGAAAUUUGUCCUGAGAGUACCCUAUAAGCCCUUCUCCUUCUUCAGUCAGCUCUUCCCUGAGCUCAAUAUACAAUGGCCAUUAUACUAUGCACCAUAUUUUCCAUCAUUCUCACACAAAAACAUUGUAUUUCAAGUGCCUGCAAAGGCCAAGUGGCUUGAUUACUCAGAAACUGAUAAUUACCCAUGGAAAACUAAAACAUCUAGAAGUCAUCAGUCACUCAUGGAAGAGAAUCUUUCCAUCCUCCCAAGAGAAUCCAUUCCCACGGGGAAGGAGAAUAAUGAAAAAGAGAAGUCAAAGGGACCUAGAAAGGGUUUCAAAUCUCUGCUUGAGAAAUUUCAAAGGUUAAGGCAAAAUUAAAUUACCCAUCUUUUUCUUUGGAAAUGAUCGUGUACCUUUGA
Messenger RNA from Trichosurus vulpecula (common brushtail), 5152 nucleotides. RefSeq lists its product as uncharacterized. The transcript has 3 exons. The coding region runs from base 231 to 5111 and encodes 1626 amino acids. The record is from RefSeq and is a predicted model, not a curated record. NCBI's taxonomy places the organism in Eukaryota, Metazoa, Chordata, Mammalia, Diprotodontia, Phalangeridae.